Molecule: messenger RNA, 3385 nt
Organism: Candoia aspera
Lineage: Eukaryota; Metazoa; Chordata; Lepidosauria; Squamata; Candoiidae
Gene: ZNF507
Product: zinc finger protein 507
Exons: 7
Coding region: 412-3315 (967 amino acids)
Biological process (GO): positive regulation of transcription by RNA polymerase II
Cellular component (GO): nucleus
Source: RefSeq, a predicted model, not a curated record
AAGACUAAUUUGAAAGCUAAUAAUAAUUGGCUUGGUACAUUCCUUGGUCUUCAGUAGGUAGCAUUUUAUUUCUAGAAAAAAUAUAAUAAGGUUGCAUGAUGUUGUAGAAAGGUUGGGUUUCCUUCUACUCUAAAUAAAGAUUUAAUUAACUAUAUCUUUGUCCCAGUUUAUUGCCAUGAACAUUUUCAGUUAGCCGGAGGAGAGAAUCCACAAGGAACAUGCAAGGGAUCAACUGACAGCUGUUCUGUUGAAGGAUGCUGUAUCUUGGUUCACAGGGAUAUCAGCUUUAAUCACCUGUAAUAAUAGAGCACAAGGACAGCUGAGGAGAGUGUUGUGGCUGGCAAGAAGAACAAUUGGGUCCAAACCCUUUCCCUUCUGAACCUUCUGCUGGACUGGCAAGAACCUGGUAUUAUGGAAGAAGGCAGCAACAUCAUUGCACUAAUCUCAAAUCUGAGGGAACAGGAAGCUGUCCUGAUUUCUGAAGCCAUCGUAAGCCCAACCUCGGAAAGCGCCGAUGACCAGCUGAAGUGUAAACCUGACCCUCUCAUCCAGGUCAUUCAGAAGCUCAGCAAGAUUGUUGAAAGUGAAAAGUCGCAGAAAUGUGUUUUAAUAGGGAAAAAACGCUUGCAUCCUGACAUGUCUGUGCCCUCAUUUGACACUAACCUUCCAGAGGCCCCAUCUAAAACCCUGGAAUUGCCUGCUCUAGGCACAAUAAAUAUAGAAGACUAUUACGCGAUGGACGAUCCUCCGCCGAGUAAAAGGAAGGUCAUUUGCUACGAGUGUAGUCUCUGCAAGUACCUGUCGCCCACUCUUCCGCUCUUAAAGGAGCACAUCAAGCAACAUGGUCAGAACGAGGUCAUACUUAUAUGUUCGGUAUGCAAUUUCACCACCCGAAGCCUAGAAGAUUUUGAAAGUCACAUUAGAUGUCACCCAGAGAACGGCAACAAAAUGCACGCCCUGUUGAAGGAGCAGCACUGUAUCACCCUUUCAGGUGCCACUUUGCCUGGGCCAGUAGAAAAUGUUGUCAGAAUUGGCACUGAUCAAGAGGCACAGCCUCCCCAAGGGACUGAGAAGGGGAGGCGAAAAUGGUAUACUUACGAGCAAUACGGCAUGUACCGGUGCUUGAUUUGUAGCUACACUUGCGGGCAGCAAAGAAUGUUGAAAACGCAUGCGUGGAAGCACGCAGGUGAAGUUAAUUGCUCUUAUCCCAUAUUUGAGGAAGAAAAAGAGCAAGCAACAUUGUCAGAUUCUGCCACGUUGGAUACUGUCCUCCUCUCCCUAGAAAAUAAUGAACAGGGACUCUGCAGCAACCAGGCUGUUCAACUUCGCAUUUGUAGCCCCAAUUCAAUGGCUUUCAAAACUUCACCAGCAGAAGAACCUGUAAAAGAAGAGUCAGUCCUAAAUCAGCCAGCUGCAGUGUCACCUGCUGGCAAAUUACUAGAGGAGACAACAUCCAAUGACGCUCCUGAGCCAGAUAAUUUGGUGGCUGGUAGCUUGCUUUCAUCGGCCCAGAAAAUCAUUAACUGCAGCCCAAACAAAAAGGGCCACGUUAAUGUCAUUGUGGAGCGUCUGCCCAGUGCUGGAGAGCCUGUCUUGCAGAAUGAAGUAACGAGUAAUGUCUUGCAUUACUCAGUGGACACCACCCCUGAGCCACCUCUGGCUGGACGUGACGUGUCGGGUGACAUUUAUCACAUGGAUAAGAAUUCUGUUGAAAUCGAAGAAGUUAUAAUUGGGUGGAGCAGCACGGAAAAGACGGAAGAUAACUUGAAUCCUGGCCGAGCUAAAGCAGCCGACGAAAAUGCCCCACCCACCAGGAGGAGAACCAAUUCGGAGUCUUUGAGGCUGCACUCACUGGCUGCCGAGGCCCUUGUCACUAUGCCAAUCAGAGCCACGGAACUCACCCGAUCCAGCCUCCGAGCCUUUGCCGAUGUAAACCCUUUAAGUUCGGAGGCUGGGCAGAGGCCUCCCGACAGUGGCUACAUCGGCCAUUCUAAACGGAUCGCCUCCCUGAAGACGGAAGAAUUGACAAGCCUGAACGAAGGCGACUGUGCUUUUGUGGAAAUGCAGAAGGAUAAACCGGAGAUCCCCGAAGGCCCCAUUAAAAUGGGCAUCAGCAUGUCAUUGCUCACUGUAAUUGAGAAAUUGAAAGAGAGGACAGACCAAAACGCCUCUGAUGAGGACAUUUUGAAAGAGCUGCAAGAUAAUAUACAGAGCCAACCCCUGGGGGAGGCCAGCGUGUUGGGGAGCAACCUGGUAGAAUACAUCCCCAACGCGGAUCGGCCCUUCCGUUGUCGCUUAUGCCACUACAGCAGUGGCAACAAGGGGUACAUCAAGCAGCAUCUGCGGGUCCAUCGGCAGAGGCAGCCUUAUCAGUGUCCAAUUUGUGAGCACGUAGCCAACCACAGUAAGGAUUUGGAAAGUCAUAUGAUCAACCACUGCAAAACCCGAAUGUACCAGUGUAAACAAUGUGAGGAAUCCUUUCAUUACAAGAGUCAGCUGCGCAGUCAUGAAAGAGAGCAGCACUGUCUCCCAGAUGCAUAUUCAUCCCCAGCGUUUGACAGUUUAAUGGCUUGCAGUGAAGCAGAUGAAAGAGUUGGGGAUAAGAUUUCGGUCCAGAAACUUUACCGAUGCGAUAUUUGCGAUUACACAAGCACAACAUACGUUGGCGUGAGGAAUCAUAGACGGAUUCACAACUCAGAUAAGCCAUACAGAUGUCGCGUGUGUGACUUUGCCACGACAAAUAUGAAUAGCUUGAAGUGCCAUAUGAGACGCCAUCCGCAGGAGCAUCAGGCAGUGCAGUUAAUGGAGCAGUUCAAAUGUUCCCUCUGUGGAUAUGUGUGCAGUCAUCCUCCUUCACUAAAGUCUCAUAUGUGGAAACACGCGAGUGAUGAAAACUAUAAUUAUGAACAAGUGAAUAAAGCUAUUAAUGAUGCGAUUUCGCAAAGCAGCAGGCUUCUGGGUCAGCUUACUGGGAAGAAAGUAACCGAAACUUUGGAAGAUGAUGCAGCUCCUUUAACCAGUAGCUCAGAGGGCUUGUCUUUUUCAAACUCUUCUAAGCCAGGGGCUAACAAAACAACUAGUUCUGAUAGCCAUCAGGAUCAAGGUCCUACCACCCAUACCUCAUGCAGUUCAGAGAAAGCUGCAGGCCUGUCCCACCUGGUCUCAGAAUACUGCGUUCUGCUCUUCUGCUGCUGUAUCUGUGGAUUUGAGUCCACCAGCAAAGAGAAUUUGUUGGACCAUAUGAAGGAACAUGAAGGGGAAAUCAUCAACAUAAUUCUAAACAAGGACCAUGCAGCCGCUCAGAGCAUAAACUAGACAACGCUCCCUUUUCUCUGGAUCUCCAACUUUGCCUGAAAGACUUGCUAAAUAAAAGAUCUAGGAGCAA